AUGACAUAUGUGUCCCCCAGCGAAUUGCACUGGAUGUGUGCACAGUGGCUUGGUGUUAUAAAAUGUCCUGGUUGGAAUGGAUUUAUGGAAACUAUAACUGACUCUCGGGAAUAUCAAGAAACGCAAAUUAGUUUUUUGCCAUUUGUAAACUUACCACCAAGCACGCCCGAUUGUAUUCAUUCGGUUUUGAUUUUCGCAGCUCAAGAAUGUAAACAAUUAAACCAAAGAACGUGUUUUGUAACUUUUGACCAACCCUUAUACAUAAAAGCACGAAAUAUUGUUGAAUCCUCUAAAUUAAAUCCACAAAUAGUAGUAAGACUUGGCGGGUUUCAUCUUGUUAUGUCAUUUAUGGGUUCAAUUGGUUAUAUUAUGGCUGGUAGUGGUUUGCGAGAAUUAUGGAACACUAUAUAUGCAGCCAAUUCAAUUGAUAAAAUGAUGACAGGACAUGCAUAUUCAAGAGCAGUACGUGCACAUAUGUUAACUCAGCUUUGUCUUUCAAAAAUAAUUUUGGACGAAAUUGAAUUAACUGAAGAAUAUAAAAUCACUUUAAAAAAUUAUAUUUCAAGUACAGAUUAUAUAACGUCGACUUUGGAAGAUAUAGAAAACCACGAAAUAAUUCAAGAUCUCAUACGUAAAGUAGAAAAUCAAAUAAAAAUAAUUGCUUCUAGAGGUAAAACUGCUACGCUUUGGAUACAAUAUUUUUAUUUAGUCCAUAUUCUUCGUCAGUUUAUUUAUGCUGAACGCAUCGGGAGUUGGUAUCUGCACUAUUUUUGCAGACAAUAA
This is a messenger RNA of Macrosiphum euphorbiae (potato aphid), 783 nucleotides long. NCBI's taxonomy places the organism in Eukaryota, Metazoa, Arthropoda, Insecta, Hemiptera, Aphididae. The record is from the annotation of a GenBank genome assembly.